UGACGACAUACUUGAACAAUGGUUGUUUGCCUGUCCUUAAUGGUAUUUCAGACAUUUUAUGAAUGCAGAGAGAUGAGAUGGGACCGAUGGAAAGCGACUGCAAUAGACCUUUGGCCCAUUGCUUCUUCACUGCGCUGUCACGUGGAUGUCCACUGCCAGCCUUCACUUCCAAAUGUCCUCAGUGCUUCGUGACAAUUUGCCUUCUGGGUCAUCCUGUGUAACAGCGGGCAAGACAGCUCUCCAGGGCAUCCUCAGAUCGUCUUGGGAAGGGAGAAAGGAUGACAGCGAUGGAUCACCAGUUCCCUUCCUGGAUCUUUGUCAAUGAGAGGACAUUCAUAACCAGGGAACAACUCAAUUCUUUACUGGAGGCUUACAAUGUUUUCUAUGAAAACCAGAAAAAUCUGCAUAUAUUAUAUGGGCAGACCGAAGAUGGACAGCUGAUUGUUGAAGGGAUGCUGGACAUUUUCUGGGGAGUCAAGCGACCCAUACAGCUAAAAAUACAAGAUGAGAAGCAAAUCUCUUCCUUUGACCUGUUGAAGUCAGCGGAAACCUUUUCCAGCAAAGGGAGGAUGACUCGCUGGGGAGAAUUUGAUGAUCUUUAUCGUAUCAGUGAGCUGGACAGGACCCAAUUUCUAGCAUCAGAAGCCAGGCAUUCCCCGGAAGACUAUUUAUCUUACCACAGCACUCUGAAGCCAUACGCAGAGGAAGAGCCAGAAUCCCCACUGCUCUACAGGACCAUGAGUGAGGCAGCUUUGGUGAGAAAAAAGAUGAGGGCCCCGGAGACAUACAGAAAAGAUAGGAUGGGAAUGCUAAAGAGCCACCGAGCCUCUAUCAACGGGCACUUCUAUGACCAUGAGACAUCCAUCUUCACCCCGACCUUCGGAUCAGAGACUAAGGUCAGAGCCAAUAGUAUCAUGAAAACUGAAGAAGUAAUAAAGCAACUUCUCCAAAAAUUUAAGAUUGAAAAUAGCCCUCGGGAUUUCGCUCUUUACAUUAUUUUUGGGACAGGAGAGCAGAGAAAGCUAAAAAAGACGGAUGUCCCACUGCUGCAGAGGCUAAUACAAGGACCAUCCAAGAGCAACGCUCGAAUCUUCCUCAUGGAUAAAGACGCGGAAGAAAUCAGCAGUGAUGUGGCUCCAUACAUUAAUUUUCACUUUUCGUUCUUGGAAUCCAUCCUUCAAAGAUUAGAUGAAGAAGAGAAAAUAGAGACUGAGAGGAUAAUGGCAAAAUUCAAUACCGAAAGAGCCUUCAUACUGAAGUGUCUUCAGAGUAAACAGACAGCGAAAACGGAGACCACAGUUUAGAAGCGCAGCAGCUCCUGCUAGGAAGCCCCUCCUGAACGGUGUCAGAGGGGGCACCGCUCAAUCAGUGUACGGUCCGUGCUGCACCCUAUUAUGUGUGACCCUGAAGCUUUGGGGAACUGAACGCCGAGCCGCCUGCUUUCUCUUUGAAAUACUGAGGUUGGCUGCAGUUCAGAGUUGGACCAAGGCAAGAUGGGACUUCGUUUUAGUAACUGAAGAAGCUGGCACACUGCGUAUUCCAAAUGUCAUCGAUAGCAAACUCUCGAGUGAGCUCAGACAGAAGUGGGCUCUGCUCUUAUCACGUGGUUUAAACUCGUUUUAUCUUGCACUCUUAAAAGAGCCAAGAUACUCGCUGACUCGUAAAUGACGGGAGGUCAACAUUUCCAGUUCUUGAUGUCAACAAGAAACACAAUUCUCAAGCCAUUAGGGGUCUGAACGGACCAUGUUUUACAGCUGGGUAAACAUUUGAGCAUUUUCAUCAAAUUUAGACAUAGACCUACAAGGGCUGACGAUUCUUAACUCUGUAGUAUCAGAGCUACUUAACCUUUUAGAAUAAAAUGUCUUUUGAUUGUAUAAAGAAACCUAAACUCGAGACUGGAGAGGUAGCUAAGUGGUUAAGAACAUUGGGACCCAGAAAACCCGGGUUCAGUUCCCAGCACCUACAGGGCAACUGGCAAUCAUCUGCAGCUCCUGUUCUAGAGAAUCUGAUACCUAUCUAUGUGGGCACUGCAGGCAUGUGAUGCACAGACACACAGGCAGGCAAAAUAGCUAUACAUGUAAAAAAAUAAAUAUUAUUAAAAACAACAAA
Apodemus sylvaticus (European woodmouse) is the source of this 2109-nucleotide messenger RNA. RefSeq names its product Ras association domain family member 6 (gene Rassf6). The transcript has 11 exons. NCBI's taxonomy places the organism in Eukaryota, Metazoa, Chordata, Mammalia, Rodentia, Muridae. The record is from RefSeq and is a predicted model, not a curated record. Gene Ontology annotation, biological process: signal transduction. The coding region runs from base 279 to 1304 and encodes 341 amino acids.